Cordyceps fumosorosea ARSEF 2679 is the source of this 1359-nucleotide messenger RNA. Its product is annotated as Major facilitator superfamily domain, general substrate transporter. The coding region runs from base 1 to 1359 and encodes 452 amino acids. The record is from RefSeq and is a predicted model, not a curated record. Gene Ontology annotation, molecular function: transmembrane transporter activity. Gene Ontology annotation, biological process: transmembrane transport. Gene Ontology annotation, cellular component: fungal-type vacuole membrane. The transcript has 3 exons. Lineage: Eukaryota; Fungi; Ascomycota; Sordariomycetes; Hypocreales; Cordycipitaceae.
AUGUCGCACACCGAAAAGGCCGCCGAGACUGCGGCGUCUACCUCGCCCAUGGACAACAACAAUGACAGUGCCCGCGUGAGCUCGCAGCAGGACUCGUCAGACUCAGAAAAGGCAGCCGCCUCUGCCCCGGCCUCCUCGCCGCCACCGCCGCCACCACCACCAGACGGAGGCGUGACGGCCUGGCUGGUCGUGCUCGGCGGCUGGUGCACCGCCUUUUGCAGCUUCGGCUGGCUCAACAGCAUCGGCGUCUUCCAGCAGUACUACCAGAAGGAGCUCCUUCGCGGCCAAAACGCGAGCACCGUGUCUUGGAUCCCUUCUCUCCAAAUCUUCUUCAUCCUCGGGCUGGGACCCAUCGUUGGCAUGAUCUUUGACCGGUAUGGACCAAGGGGCCUGCUCUUGGUCGGCACGUUGAUGCACGUCUUCGGCAUCAUGAUGGCCAGCAUCAGCACCAAGUACUGGCAGAUCCUCCUCGCGCAGGGCGUCUGCUCUGGCAUCGGCGUCUCUGCCGUGUUCCAGCCCCCCCUGAGCUGCGUCGCCGGCUACUUCAACAAAAAGCGCGGUGCCGCCUUCGGCAUCCUCUCCACCGGCGCCUCCGUCGGCGGCGUCGUCUGGCCCAUCAUGGUCACGCACCUCAUCCGCCGCGUCGGCUUCGGCUGGGCCAUGCGCACCAGCGCCUUGGUCAACCUCGCCCUCCUCGCCAUCCCCAACGUCACCGUCCGCUGCUUCCAGCCGCCCGUCCCCAAAAAGGUGACCGGUGCGCAGCUCGCGCGGCCCUUCCGCGAGGUCGACUACCUCCUCGUCGCCGCCGGCUUCCUCUUCCUCACCUACGGCGUCUUCGUGCCGCUCAACUACCUGCCCGUGCAGGCCGCCAGCACCGGCACGGUGGAACCCGGGCUGGUCCAGUACCUGCUGCCCAUCCUCAACGGUGCGUCGCUGUUCGGCCGGCUGUUCGCGGGGUUCAUGGGCGACAAGAUCGGGCGGUUCAACAUCCUGGUCGGCUGCUGCUACCUCUCGGGCGUCUGGAUCCUGGCGCUCUGGAUCACGUCGAGCACCCAGUCAGCGCUGAUUGCCUUUGCGGCGCUGUUCGGCUUUUCCUCCGGCGCGUACAUCUCGCUGGUCACGCCCGUGGUCGCGCAGAUCUCGCCGCUGCCGGAGAUUGGGUUCCGCACGGGCAUCGUCUUCUUCGUCGCGUCGAUCGGCGGCCUCACGACCAACCCGGUCAGCGGCGCGCUCAUCGACAGCUCCGGGGGCUACACGGGGAUGAAGAUCUUUGCUGGCGUUCUCUGCUUGGUCGGGACGACGUUUAUUCUCGUGGAGCGGGUGCGAAAGACGGGACCAAGACUCGUCGUCGCUUUUUAG